GCAGUCUGGAGAGGAUCGCUGCUAGCAAAUCGUACUCCUAGAAGCAUCCGGUUCACAUAACAUUCUCCGCACCAACUUAACUAAGAGCACUGCAUUUAGAUCAGCAGCCUUCUUUACGUUAAAACCUCCUAACACUUUAUGCAUAGCAAUAGCACCCAACCUCUCAAACAAAUCAGCAGUCUUCUUUAGCGGUUUACUCACUUGUGACCUAACCCAUUACAUCAUUUGCCAUGGUUGUUUAUCUGAUCUGAUCUGAUCUGAUCUGAUCUUUUCAUUUUAUUUUUACUUUUUCCACGGAAUUGGUUGUCUAUCUAUCUAACUCUGCCGUCCAGUCACCCAAUUAAAUCAGUCAUAAAAGCCAGCUUCCUCGAGAAUAUGAAUUCCUAAUCCGUAAGAAAAACGAUAAUACACCAGUCCAGAAUUGAGAGGUUCGAAAGAAGAAAAAAAAUCCCAAAGAUGUGUACACUAGAGAAACGCGGCAAUCUCUUCAUCCUAACUCUAACCGGAGAAGACGACCAUCGUCUAGGUCUUCCCCUGAUUUCGACACUCCGAGCAACUCUCGAUCAAAUCAGAACCGAAGCAAAACCAGGAUCAGUUCUAAUCACCACAGCACAUGGAAAAUUCUUCUCCAACGGUUUCGAUCUAGCUUACGCUGCUGAUAAAAAUGGAUCAAUAAACAUUCCCCGGCUUCGUGAAAUGGUCGACGGCUUCAAACCGGUCAUUUCAGAUUUCCUAACUCUUCCUCUUCCGACUAUAGCCGUUGUCUCCGGUCACGCUGCAGCUGCUGGAUUCAUGUUAGCUUUGGUUCAUGAUUAUGUUUUGAUGAGAAAAGAUAGAGGAGUUUUGUACAUGAGUGAGAUUAAUAUUGGGUUGACUUUUCCUGAUUAUUUCAUGGCUUUGAUGAAAUCGAAGAUCACGUCGCCGAUUGCGCGAAGAGAUGUUGUUCUCAGAGCUGCGAAAUUGACUGCCGAGAAAGCUGUGGAGUAUGGGAUUAUUGAUUCUGCUCAUCAGAAUUUGGAAGAGACGAUGAAAGCUGGUUUGAAAUUAGGGGAAGAAUUAGGGUCUAAGAAAUGGAAAGGUGAGAUUUAUGCUGAUAUCAGGAUGAAUUCUUAUUCUGAGAUUUCUGAAUUGCUGGGAUUGGUUGAGAAUUUCAAAUCUGUUAUUCCUGCUAAACUUUGAUCAUCUUCUGAGUGAAGAAAUUGCUGGGAAUCUUGGGUUGGAGUUAUCUUUUAAUUUUCCUAUCUUAUCAUGUAUCUUUCUCUAUAUAGAAUAAAGGAAAAUUGUUCUCAGAAAUGGCUUUUUGUUACUAGCUUGAUUAUUCCAGGUAAAAUAGGAAAUUUAGCUGUGGU
This is a messenger RNA of Papaver somniferum (opium poppy), 1349 nucleotides long. RefSeq names its product enoyl-CoA delta isomerase 2, peroxisomal-like. Gene Ontology annotation, cellular component: peroxisome. Gene Ontology annotation, biological process: fatty acid beta-oxidation. NCBI's taxonomy places the organism in Eukaryota, Viridiplantae, Streptophyta, Magnoliopsida, Ranunculales, Papaveraceae. The coding region runs from base 457 to 1179 and encodes 240 amino acids. The transcript has a single exon. Gene Ontology annotation, molecular function: delta(3)-delta(2)-enoyl-CoA isomerase activity; enoyl-CoA hydratase activity. The record is from RefSeq and is a predicted model, not a curated record.